This is a messenger RNA of Episyrphus balteatus (marmalade hoverfly), 1092 nucleotides long. RefSeq lists its product as uncharacterized. The record is from RefSeq and is a predicted model, not a curated record. The transcript has a single exon. Gene Ontology annotation, molecular function: zinc ion binding; nucleic acid binding. The coding region runs from base 1 to 1092 and encodes 363 amino acids. NCBI's taxonomy places the organism in Eukaryota, Metazoa, Arthropoda, Insecta, Diptera, Syrphidae.
AUGAUAAGAUUUAUUUGUGAUGAUUGUGUAAAUCAAAUUUAUAAUGUUGACAGUGUAAUGAAUGAUAUAAAAAAAAUCAUAUCUGAGAAUAACAAAGGACUAGAACAGGUUAAAGAUGACUUUGCGGCAUCUUUAAAACAAAACAGGGAAGACAUUCAAGCGGUAAUUAAAGAAAUAGAAAACAAGCUUAAAAAUCAAAUUGUGAAUAACGCGAGUGAAAGAGAAAACCAAUUGAAAGAAAGUGUAACGAGCAUAAAAGAUUCGGUAAAUAAGCUUGCGGUAGAAAUGAAAAAGAAAAACAACAGUGUUGACAGUAUGGUCGAAAAGAAAACAUACGCAAGUGAAUUAAAGAAAAAUUCUCAAAUUAAAGUGGUACCAAAAGAAGUUAACCAAACAGCUGAAAAAACAAAAUCUGAAAUAAAAGCUAGAGUUAAUCCAUCUACUAGUGGUAUUCAAGUAUCGGGUAUUCAAAAGCUAAAUAGUGGGGCAAUUAUAGUGUCGUGCGAUAAUGAAAAUUCAAUUGAAAAGUUAACAUCGGAUGUUAAAAAUAAUCUUGGUGAUGAUUAUUCGGUAGAUGUGAUUAAUAGAAACCCGAGAAUAAAAAUAUCUUAUAUCUCAGACCGUUUUGAAGAAAAUGAUUUAAUUUCGUGCAUACGUAAACAAAAUGAUUUUCUGAAGAAUUCUGAAUUAAAAUUCAAAACUAUGUGGAAGCGAAAGGGAAAGAGAUCUGACUACUAUACUGCAAUAAUAGAAAUGGACGUAAAUAGCUAUAAUGAAAUUAUGAAAGUUGGUAAGAUAAGUGUUGGAUGGGAUAAAUGUGAAGUGAGUGAGGCUAUUUACGUAAAGAGAUGUUACAAAUGUUUGGGUUUCGGCCACUUCAGUAAGGACUGUACGAGUGAUAGAAUGACUUGUCUCAAAUGUGGAGGUCAACAUAAAGGUUCUGAAUGUACAGCUGAAUGUUUAUCUUGUGUGAAUUGUGUUAAAAUGAAUGAAGAAUUGAAACUAAAUUUAGACGUUAAUCAUAAUGCGUUGGACAAUUGUUGUGAGGUUUACCUUCGUAGACUAAAAACAGAAAGAAAAAGACACUUGUAG